This is a messenger RNA of Cryptomeria japonica (Japanese cedar), 516 nucleotides long. RefSeq lists its product as uncharacterized. The coding region runs from base 1 to 516 and encodes 171 amino acids. Lineage: Eukaryota; Viridiplantae; Streptophyta; Pinopsida; Cupressales; Cupressaceae. The record is from RefSeq and is a predicted model, not a curated record. The transcript has 2 exons.
AUGUCGAUUCAGAUGACACCCUUUGUGGCAUUGUAUGGAUAUGAGGCACCCAGUUUUCUAGUUUUACUGUUGAGCAACAGUAGAGUGCCUAGUGCUGGUGAUUUACUACAGGAGAGUCGAGACAUUAUGAAGGUUCUCAAGGAGAAUAUUGUGAAAGCACAGAACCAGCAAAAGCAAUAUGCUAAUCAUAAGAGGACUAAGAGAUCAUUCAAGGUUGGAGAUAUGGUAAUUAUUAGACAAGUAGGUGAGGUGUCUUACGAGCUUGAACUACUAGCGGAUAGCAGAGUACAUAAUGUUUUUCAUGUAUCACGCCUCAAGAAGGCGUUGGCCCAUCGAUUUGUUCCUUAUGCAGUAUUGCCACCCCUAGAUAAUGAGGGGAAAUUGAUUCUGAUACCUAAGUCUAUAUUGGAUGUCAGGGAGAGACAGCUACGAAGAUGGGUUAUCAGAGAAUACUUGAUUAAAUGGAAAUAUUUAUUGGUAGAACAUGCUACAUGGAAGAGUGAAGAAUUUUUAUAG